UCCAGACCUUAACCUCAGUCUCACAGAGCUCCGUGAGAUUUACAACUGCUAAGCAUGCAGGGAAAUGUGUUAAUUUCUACAAACGUGCGCAGGAGAGAAAGUACGCAUGCAUUCCGAAGAGCGUGAGAAGAAACUGAUAGUCCUGGGCACGUGCCCCUAAAACUCUCAAAAGCUCUCCAGUGGAAGGGGCUGCAGAAGAAAAUUGCACGGGAUGGGCUCUCAGGAUGCGCCCCCGUGCUUAGCAGGAGCCGCGUCAGGACUUCAGCUGUAAGGCUCAAACGAGUCCGAGCCAAUUAAUUGCGAACCUCUCGGCUGCCGCGGUCACAUAACCCCUUCUUUCCAGGGCCGCGCUGGCCUUCUGGAGGAGGGGGCAGCCCUCUUGCUCGACUUUCACGGCGGAGCAGCUUUUGGGAAAGGGCGUUCUGGCGCUCCGAGGAGAGAGUGUUUCGUGGGAAGGAAAGGCUCGGAGUUAAGGCUAGAGAAUGCUGGCUCCAAUGAGGCUAGGUCUGCCCACGUGACCUUUGCCACCAUCAUGCUGUGUCCUUGGCGUGUGAAGCUGAAGUUGCUGCUUGCUACAGUGACCCUGGUCUUCCUCAUCUCAUGGCUUUACCUCUUUAUGGAUGGAUGUUCCCUUAUGCUGCCCCCUUGCUUUGGGGAACAGUCAAGCAGGUACCUUGACCGUGAAGCCUUGGCAUCUCAGGUGCGAAAAAUGGAGGAGGAAAACCAGCUGUUGAGGCUGCAGCUUAGCCACUCUCAGGCACAGGAGGAGACCUGGGGUAGAACGGACUUCAGCCAAGAGCAGGAGAGCAGGAGUAACCACAGUGGUUGCCUUAAACAGAGGACGGUUCAGAAGUGUGAGCUCCUGCAUGUUGCCAUUGUUUGUGCGGGAUACAACGCAAGCCGGGAUGUAGUUACUUUGGUGAAAUCCAUCCUCUUCCACAGGAAGAACCCUCUCCACUUCCAUCUCAUCACAGACUCAGUGGCCCGACAGAUACUACAGACUCUGUUCCAGACCUGGAUGGUGCCCUCAGUUCAUGUUAGCUUUUACAAUGCUGAUGACUUGAAGCCAGACAUUUCCUGGAUCCCUAACAAGCAUUAUUCUGGAAUCUAUGGGUUGAUGAAGCUGACACUCACUAAAGCUUUGCCCUCUGACCUUUCCAAGGUCAUUGUCCUUGAUACAGAUAUCACAUUUGCUACUGACAUUGCGGAGUUGUGGGCUGUCUUUGGGAAGUUCUCAGAUAAACAGGUGAUUGGGCUAGUGGAAAACCAAAGUGAUUGGUACCUAGGGAAUCUCUGGAAGAACCAUAAACCAUGGCCAGCAUUGGGUCGUGGCUUCAAUACAGGAGUGAUCCUGUUGCUGCUGGAGCGUUUGCGCCAUCUUGGCUGGGAGCAGUUGUGGCGGGUGACAGCAGAGCAAGAACUCAUGAGCAUGCUGUCCACCUCACUAGCAGAUCAGGACAUCUUUAAUGCGGUGAUUAAACAGAAACCAGCUCUUGUAUACCGGCUCCCUUGCUUCUGGAAUGUGCAGCUCUCUGACCAUACCCGUUCAGAGCAAUGCUACACGGAGGUGUCUGAUCUUAAGGUGAUUCACUGGAACUCUCCCAAGAAGUUGCGAGUCAAGAAUAAGCAUGUGGAAUUCUUUCGGAACCUUUACUUGACCUUCUUAGAGUAUGAUGGCAACUUACUACGCAGAGAACUCUUUGGCUGUGUCAGCUUGCCCAGUGGCCAGCUCCAGCAGGCUCUGGAGGAGCUGGAUGAAGACGAUCCUUGCUAUGAUUUUCGGAGGCAAAGCCUUAUUCAGCACCGUGUCCAUCUCUUCUUCCUGCAAUAUGAUUUUUCAGGGUCAGCUGAUGAAAUAGAUGUAACUCUCAUAGCUCAGCUAUCCAUGGACAGGUUGCAGAUGCUGGAGGCAAUAUGUAAACACUGGACAGGCCCCAUUAGCCUGGCUUUGUACAUGUCUGAUGCAGAGGCCCAGCAGUUUCUACGCUAUGCUCAGGCUUCAGAGGUGCUGAGUAACCGUCAGAAUGUUGCCUAUCACAUUGUGUACAAGGAAGGGCAAUUUUACCCAGUCAACCUCUUGCGCAACAUAGCAUUGAAGAAUGCACAGACCUCUCACGUUUUUCUGAUGGACAUUGAUUUCCUGCCUAUGUAUGGCCUCUAUGAUUAUCUCAGGUCCUCCAUCAUGCAGCUGGAGCUGCCCCCAAAGAAGGUAGCACUCAUAGUGCCUGCAUUUGAGACUCUGCAUUACCGCCUCAACUUUCCCAGAUCCAAAGCGGAGCUGCUCACCAUGCUGGACAUGGGCUCCCUCUAUACUUUCAGGUAUCAUGUGUGGCCCCAGGGCCACGCUCCAACAGACUAUGCCAAAUGGCGGACAGCCACAGUGCCGUAUCAAGUGGAAUGGCAACCACAGUUUGAGCCUUACGUUGUAGUAAGGCGUGACUGUCCCCUCUAUGACCAGAGGUUUGUAGGCUUUGGCUGGAACAAGGUGUCUCACAUCAUGGAGCUUGAUGCUCAGGAGUAUGAACUGCUUGUCCUGCCCAAUGCCUUCAUGAUCCAUAUGCCUCACGCUCCCAGUUUUGACAUCUCCAAAUUCCGCCAGAGCGCUGGCUAUCGGAACUGCCUCCAGACUCUGAGGGAAGAAUUCCAUCAGGACCUGUCCCGCAAGUACGGUGCGGCAGCACUUAAAUACCUCACUGCGGAGAGAAGCUUGUGAAUGGCAACCAGAAUACCAAAGGACUAUGUGACCUGCAGAUGGACGAGGCUCAGACUUCUUGGAGAGGCUUACAUCAGUAGCCCAGUCCUCCUAGUUGUGGUGACCUAAUGGUACGGCCCAUGCCUAGAUUGUGGAAGGAAUUAUAGCCAGUGCUGUUGUUCAGGGCUAUAAAUAUUUUGUGGCAAAUUCUAUUCUCAGAUUAACUAGGCAAAUUACAUUUGUAUGUAUCUGCCUUUUUUUUUUUACAGAUUGUUCCCAGUCUAAGUGGAAGUCAGAGGAAAAGAGAGGGAGGGUGUGUGGCUUAAGCGAUCUCCCUUUGUCACAUGCACUCUGUUUUAAUACAGUGCUUGUGUUCCCCUCCAUUCAGUGAUGGAAAGGAACAUUCUAGUUCAUAAUUACAGCAUUUUUUCUCUUUCUGUUAAUCAGAUGGCAAGGGCUGCUAUUACUGUUUUCUACAGUGUCCUCUCUUUGCCCGUUGUUCUUUAUUCUUUGUUCCUACAUAUUUUGUAAGAGAAGCAAUCCUAGUGGCUCAAAUCAUAGAGCUGAAAGGGCCUGUCCUGUUUAGUGCAGGGGUCCAAAUUUAGCAGAUAGAUGCCUGUUUAGUCUCCACCUGAAUGGAUCCCAUGAAGGGAGCCCACCACAUCUUAGAGUAAUGGAUUUGGGUUGUCAAGUGACCUUCAGAAGCAGCCUUCUUCGCGAAACCUGUUGCUGGGUAACGUGAGUUAGGAGGGUGCGGUUCUGCUCUUUGCUUUUCCUCUGGUUUCUCAUAGGCAUUAGUUGGCCACUAUAGAAACUGAAUGGGGAACUAGAUAAAGCUCUGCUUUGAUCUUACUUCUAGCCUCAUCCCUUUUCUCCUCCUUUUUGCAGUUCCCUGAAAAUCAAAUUUGAAGUAAGCCAAUUAAUUUAACGUAGGUGUUGAUCUUUCUUUUUCUUUUCCUAUCCGCCUCUGAACAUUUCUCAGCAUAUGCAAGAGGAACUGUUUUAAUAUGUGUUUCUUACUUAUUGGUUUGGUUAUGGCCAUAUUGAUUGAAGAUUUUUUUGUACUUAACCAUAUUCUAAAACAAGAACCAUAUCCCAUUUGAGGAAAAAGAUUAAAUGAAAUCUAUGUCCAUACUACAUAUUUUGCUAAGAAUAUAUGGCAUAUAUGACCCAUCUACAGUGAUGCUUAAAAGUUUGUGAACUCUUUUGAAUUUUCAGUAUUUCUGCAUAAAUUUGACCUAAAACAUGAUCUG
Messenger RNA from Python bivittatus (Burmese python), 3945 nucleotides. It is a transcript of the gene LARGE2, whose product is annotated as LARGE xylosyl- and glucuronyltransferase 2. Gene Ontology annotation, molecular function: xylosyltransferase activity; glucuronosyltransferase activity. Gene Ontology annotation, cellular component: Golgi apparatus. The record is from RefSeq and is a predicted model, not a curated record. Gene Ontology annotation, biological process: protein O-linked glycosylation via mannose. Lineage: Eukaryota; Metazoa; Chordata; Lepidosauria; Squamata; Pythonidae.